Anneissia japonica is the source of this 3787-nucleotide messenger RNA. Its product is annotated as ectonucleotide pyrophosphatase/phosphodiesterase family member 7-like. Lineage: Eukaryota; Metazoa; Echinodermata; Crinoidea; Comatulida; Comatulidae. The coding region runs from base 41 to 1321 and encodes 426 amino acids. The transcript has 7 exons. The record is from RefSeq and is a predicted model, not a curated record.
AUUGAUAGCUAAAGUAUCGAGAGUCCACAGUUCACAAAUAAUGGAUACAUUGCAAGGCAUACGUAGUGUAUUGGUAUUAUUAUCAGCCUGUGCAGUAAGUGCUCAUGCAAAAGAUAAGAUCCUUCUCGUGCUAUCAGAUGGAAUGCGAUGGGAUCUGUUUGGUGAGGACCUGCCGACAUUUAAUUACAUUGCCGAAAUGGGCGUCAAAGCUGAAUACCUCAUUCCAGUGUUUCCGACGAUGUCACUACCGAAUAUGUAUACAAUAGCAACAGGGUUGUAUGCUGAGAGCCACGGCGCUAUUCAUAACUUGGCCUUUGACCCGGUAAGUGGUAAUCGAACUCUGACCUAUUCUGCUUCACUGAAGGUCCAGGAAUGGUUUGACACAGGAGCUGAGCCAAUUUGGGUCACAGCGAUUAAGCAAGGUUUGACUGCUGGGACAAUGCGAUACCCAGGUGGUGAUGUUGCUAUAAAGGGAAUUCGGCCGACACUCGUCAACUCCUCGGAGGAAUAUUCAUUCACCAAUAAAAUGGACACAGCCAUAAGUUGGUUAAAAGACGAGGAUCUCGACAUAGUGAUGACAUAUUUUGGGGAGCCAGACGAUAAAUUACACAAAUUUGGAGUCGGCUCUCGACCAGCUAUUAAUAGUUUAGAACUAAUGGACGAUCUCCUGAGACACAUGAUCGAAAGGCUAAAAGAAGAGAACAUGAUGGACACUGUAAAUGUCAUCGUCACUGCUGACCAUGGUUUUCUCAAUUACGUUUAUAAAAACUUUAUUGAACUUAAUAGUUACAUUAGUCGUGAUGAUACAGACUUUAUGAUGGCUAACUACGGUCCUACAUUUCAAAUACUACCAAAAGAAGAUAAAAUGGAUCAGGUGUACAGUUCUUUGAAGAAUGCUCAUCCGCAUAUGCACGUUCACUGGAAGAAAGACUUACCAGAGUAUUUCCACUAUUCAAACAAUGACCGUAUUCUUCCAAUUGUUGGCUACGUUGACCCAACCUGGCAUGUUCAUACCCAAUGGCUUGGAUUUAACUCUGUUGUCGGUGAUCACGGAUUUGACAAUCGAGAGCAAUCAAUGAGACCAAUAUUUUACGCCAUGGGACCGAAGUUCAGAAAGAACUACAAUUCGCCACCUAUCUUUGGGGUCGAUAUAUACCCGAUGAUGUGUGAAAUACUGAACCUACAUCCAGCACCAAACAACGGAUCAAGAGAAAGGUACGGUGGUCUCAUGGCGAGUAGUGGUACCGGCGGAAAUGGAGUAUCCACACUAAAUUUAAUAGCAUGCCUUGUUGCAGUAGUUCAUGUUAUAUAUAAUGCGUGAUCUUGCCAUUUUGCUGCACAACCACGUAGUGGUUCUUACACUAAUCACAGUUAAUCUUAAUCUUUCCUCUUUUUGUUUAAGACACAGGCCUAUGAUUUUUGAGUCUUUGUUUUUCUAUUUAGGGUCCUAAAAUAGCAGGUCUAAAGUACACGAAUUAAAUCCCAUGUACCAGUGUCUAUGGUUGAGCAUUUAAACACAAAAUCCACCGCCCUUCCUCCGCUCGGUGCUUCGCACGUCACACGCCUCCUACCCAUAUUUUUUUCCUGGAUCCUCCCCGGUAUUAGAUACAUUAUUCUUACAUGGUACAUUUUCCACGGUCAAUAAUUCUUAUGCUAUUCAUUUCGUAUUCCUGAUUUAUUCAUCCGCGAGUUACUUUAAUAAUGAGGUAAAGGACCCUCAUUUCAAAUGGCAUAAUACCCGUGAGCUCUCGGGGGAGGGGUGCAGCCCUGGGCCCCAACUCAAAAGGGGCUUCAAACCCUCCUACUUCUACCACCUACCACUUUACUACCAGCCUUAACAGUGGCGUAAUGCAUGUGCUUUCUAGGACUCUGUACCAGCCCAAAUAGGCUCCAGACAGGCCAGGGACCCCUACUUCUACCCAGCACUCCACUAAAGCUUCUCGACAAUAUGGUGAUUUGUCUACAAUUAAAAAAAAAACCCAAAUGCACCUAAAUCCCACAAACACACUCUAUGGCAUAUUUAUUGGAAGGGCCCCCAUACUACGACCCUCAUUUUACUGUGGAGCUUCGACCAGAUAUGUAACACCUGUGCUCUUUGGGAAACGCCCAGUUCCAAGUCGAAGUGAGCCCGCGGUAAUGCCACGGUGCCCCUUUUACUAGCACUUUUUUUAAUGUAUGGGGCCCUUGCCAGCUGCAUCUCUACUCACCUUAAAAAUCCACCCGCUCUAAAACAAUGAUUACCCAUCAUAGUAAGCCUAUUACUGAAUAUAUGUAAAUGCUUAAAAUAAAGUUAAUAUCGAUCAAAACAAUGUGUACUGUAGGCCUACUAAUAUUUCUGAUAAUCGAUUAGACUAUAAAGAAGAAUGGUAAUUUUAUUCAGCUUGGCCUUACAAUAUUUCAGAGCAGCAUAAUUCGUGGUUCCGAAGUGACACUUUAUUCACAGUCAGUCAAUUUGGUUACCUAAUCAUAUUUGUAUUGGCAUUUUCAAACUCAUUAGACCAAUCGAAGAAAAAGUGAUCCAGAUUUAAGUCGGAUUCUACAAUUAUUAUGCGGAAAGUAAAUUUAUAUCCGUUUUGAACUUUCGUAGUGUUAAUAGAGUCUAUUAUUUAAAUGUUAGAUUGGUACGUACUUAAGAAUAUAACUGGAGGCAGAUCUUGAGAAAAAUCUGGGACGGGGCCGCCAUGCGACAAUAAAAGCACUGAGUGAAGAUUGUGUUAAAAUUUUGUUUCGAAAUGCUUGAGACCAUAGACACUGAUGAAAUUUAAAUCGAAAAUGUAUUUGUUGUGGUUUUGGAGUAAUUAGAGGAUUGUUAUAAAUUUGAUUUCUCAAGGAAUGUUGCUGCCUUUCAUAAGAGUAAAGAGCACCAACAAUCUUGCUGAAUUUAGAAAUCGUUAUUGAUUCUUGGUUCCUUGGUGACAUAUGAUGUAGACUUGCUUCCUGGCAGAGGCUUAACUAAGGGGUAAGCGGUCCAUGGCUAAGGUUUCGUCGGGUAUUACCGUUUGGACUCAGGGACCACGCAGGGCCAGUUGUGGUAAGGGGAAAGCACGAUCGAAAUAGCGUAUAUUUAAGUUUUCACAUUGUUUGCUCCUUAACGGGCUCUGUUUGGUUGAUUGGGUUCCGUGGUCCUGGCAAAAAAGAUCAUGCGGAUUAAUACCCUGGGGCCUAUAAGGGUCGGGCCCCUGAAUUUAGCCAGUAAGUGUUCAUAGGCGUUACGCAAUCAAGUGUACAUGCAGCUAUCAGCUCUGUUUUUCUUUCAAAUUACUGAUAUUUCUCCUUCAGCUGAGUCACUUCCCACUAGGCCUACCAUUUAUUCCUUUUGUUUUUCUUUUGUGCUAAUAGUUGAAUUGGAACUAUUAGCAAUAACAUCAAUUGAAAUUGUAUUUACCAAACGUUUCAGUUAUUUCUAUACUUAAUAAUUUAUUUGAACUAAUUUGCAUUUCUUAUUUACGGAUAACUACUGUUGUAUUAGUGCAAUUCGAUAUAUCUUUUUAAAUGAUGAUUAAAAGUAACACAUUUUGGUAAUUACACAGACUAUAAUAUUUAUAAUUAUAUUAACACGUAAACUAUAAGAUGUUGAUGCUUACAAUACAAACAUAAGAGCUUAUGUAACGUUCAAGAUAAAGGAUAUUUAGUAAAUAUACGAAACAUGGUUAUAAUAUUAUUAUAUUAUUAUAUGAUAAUGUAAAAUUUGUACUCAAUCGUUUUCGGUCUGAUCUGUCCUUGUCUGUUUAAUUUUUAAAUAAAUAGAGUUUAUGACUGGACUUAAAAUAAAUGUAAUUAUAACACA